This is a messenger RNA of Puma concolor (puma), 3042 nucleotides long. It is a transcript of the gene DHX36, whose product is annotated as DEAH-box helicase 36. Gene Ontology annotation, molecular function: RNA helicase activity; ATP binding; DNA helicase activity. NCBI's taxonomy places the organism in Eukaryota, Metazoa, Chordata, Mammalia, Carnivora, Felidae. The record is from RefSeq and is a predicted model, not a curated record. Gene Ontology annotation, cellular component: nucleus; cytoplasm; intracellular anatomical structure.
AUGAGCUAUGACUACCAUCAGAGCUGGGGCCGCGAUGGCGGGCCCCGCAGCUCCGGCGGGGGCUAUGGGGGAAGCUAUGGAGGGGGCCAUGGAGGGGGCCAUGGAGGGAACCGAGGCUCUGGAGGCGGCGGCGGCGGCGGAGGAGGAGGAGGUGGUCGAGGCGGCCGAGGCCGACAUCCCGGGCACCUGAAAGGCCGCGAAAUUGGCUUGUGGUAUGCGAAGAAACAGGGUCAGAAGAACAAGGAAGCGGAGAGGCAGGAGAGAGCCGUAGUACACAUGGAUGAACGUCGAGAAGAACAAAUUGUGCAGCUGCUGCAUUCAGUCCAAGCUAAGAAUGAUAAAGAUUCGGAAGCACAGAUAUCCUGGUUUGCUCCUGAAGAUCACGGUUACGGGACUGAAGCUCCUGCUGAGAGCAAACCAAACUCAGAGAAAAAACUUGAGGACCAGGAAAAGAAAUUGAUAAAUCAAGAAAAGAGGACAUUUAGAAUCAGGGACAAAUAUAUUGACCGAGAUUCUGAGUAUCUCUUGCAAGAAAAUGAACCUGAUGUAACCUUAGACCAACAUCUAUUGGAAGAUUUACAAAAGAAAAAAAGUGACCCUCGGUAUAUUGAAAUGCAGCAUUUCAGGGAAAAGCUGCCUUCAUAUGGAAUGCAAAAGGAAUUGGUGAAUAUGAUUGAUAACCAUCAAGUAACAGUAAUAAGUGGUGAAACUGGUUGUGGAAAAACUACUCAAGUUACUCAGUUCAUUUUGGAUAACUACAUUGAAAGAGGAAAAGGAUCUGCAUGCAGGAUAGUUUGUACUCAGCCAAGAAGAAUUAGUGCCAUUUCGGUUGCAGAGAGAGUGGCCGCAGAAAGGGCCGAAUCUUGUGGCAAUGGUAAUAGUACCGGAUACCAGAUUCGUCUCCAGAGUCGGUUGCCAAGGAAGCAGGGUUCUAUCUUAUACUGUACAACAGGAAUUAUCCUUCAGUGGCUGCAGUCAGACUCGCGUUUGUCCAGUGUUAGUCAUAUUGUGCUUGAUGAAAUCCAUGAGAGAAACCUACAGUCAGAUGUUUUAAUGACUGUUAUUAAAGAUCUUCUCAAUUUUCGACCUGACCUGAAAGUCAUAUUAAUGAGUGCAACAUUGAAUGCUGAGAAAUUUUCAGAAUAUUUUGGUAACUGUCCAAUGAUACACAUACCUGGUUUUACUUUUCCGGUUGCGGAGUAUCUUUUGGAAGAUAUAAUUGAAAAAAUAAGAUAUGUUCCAGAACAAAAAGAACACAGGUCCCAGUUUAAGAGGGGUUUCAUGCAAGGGCAUGUAAACAGACAAGAAAAAGAAGAAAAAGAAGCAAUCUAUAAAGAACGCUGGCCAGAUUAUGUAAGGGAACUGCGAAAAAGGUAUUCUGCAAGUACUGUAGAUGUUCUGGAAAUGAUCGAUGAUGAUAAAGUUGAUCUGAAUUUGAUUGCUGCCCUUAUCCGACACAUUGUUUUGGAAGAAGAGGAUGGUGCGAUACUGGUCUUCCUACCAGGCUGGGACAAUAUCAGCACUUUACAUGAUCUCUUGAUGUCACAAGUGAUGUUUAAAUCAGACAGGUUUAUUAUUAUACCCUUACAUUCACUGAUGCCUACGGUUAACCAGACACAGGUAUUUAAAAGAACUCCUCCUGGUGUUCGGAAAAUAGUAAUUGCUACCAAUAUUGCAGAGACUAGCAUUACCAUAGAUGAUGUAGUUUAUGUAAUAGAUGGAGGAAAAAUAAAAGAGACACACUUUGACACACAAAACAACAUCAGUACCAUGUCUGCUGAGUGGGUUAGUAAAGCUAAUGCCAAACAAAGGAAAGGUCGAGCUGGAAGAGUGCAGCCUGGUCAUUGCUAUCAUCUAUAUAAUGGUCUUAGAGCAAGCCUUCUGGAUGACUAUCAACUGCCAGAAAUUUUGAGAACUCCUCUGGAAGAGCUUUGUUUACAAAUAAAGAUUUUAAGGCUAGGUGGAAUUGCUUAUUUUCUGAGUAGGUUAAUGGAUCCACCAUCAGAUGAAGCGGUGUCACUCUCCAUAAAACACCUGAUGGAACUGAAUGCUUUGGAUAAACAAGAAGAAUUGACACCCCUUGGAGUCCACUUAGCACGAUUACCAGUUGAGCCACACAUUGGAAAAAUGAUUCUUUUUGGAGCUCUUUUCUGUUGUUUAGACCCAGUACUCACCAUUGCUGCUAGUCUCAGCUUCAAAGAUCCCUUUGUCAUUCCAUUGGGCAAAGAAAAGAUUGCAGAUGCAAGAAGAAAAGAAUUGGCAAAAGAUACCAAAAGUGACCAUCUGACAGUUGUGAAUGCAUUUGAGGGCUGGGAAGAUGCUAGACGACGUGGUUUCAGAUAUGAAAAAGACUAUUGCUGGGAAUAUUUUUUGUCUUCAAACACAUUGCAGAUGCUGCAUAACAUGAAAGGACAGUUUGCUGAGCAUCUUCUUGGAGCUGGAUUUGUAAGCAGUAGAAAUCCUAAGGAUCCAAAAUCUAAUAUAAAUUCAGAUAAUGAGAAGAUAAUUAAAGCUGUCAUCUGUGCUGGUUUAUAUCCUAAAGUUGCUAAAAUCCGACUAAAUUUGGGUAAAAAAAGAAAAAUGGUCAAAGUUUACACAAAAACUGAUGGACUAGUUGCUAUUCAUCCUAAAUCUGUUAAUGUGGAGCAAACAGAAUUUCACUACAACUGGCUUAUCUAUCACCUGAAGAUGAGAACAAGUAGUAUAUACUUGUAUGACUGCACAGAGGUUUCCCCAUACUGUCUCUUGUUCUUUGGAGGUGAUAUUUCCAUCCAGAAGGAUAAUGAUCAGGAAACUAUUGCUGUAGAUGAAUGGAUUGUCUUUCAGUCUCCAGCAAGAAUUGCCCAUCUUGUUAAGGAAUUAAGAAAAGAACUAGAUAUCCUUCUGCAAGAGAAGAUCGAAAGUCCCCAUCCGGUAGAUUGGAAGGACACUAAAUCCAGAGACUGUGCAGUACUGUCAGCUAUUAUAGACUUGAUUAAAACACAGGAAAAAGCAAGUCCCAGGAACUUUCCACCACGGUUCCAGGAUGGAUAUUACAGCUGA